This is a messenger RNA of Megalops cyprinoides (Indo-Pacific tarpon), 1439 nucleotides long. It is a transcript of the gene wdr53, whose product is annotated as WD repeat domain 53. The transcript has 3 exons. Lineage: Eukaryota; Metazoa; Chordata; Actinopteri; Elopiformes; Megalopidae. The record is from RefSeq and is a predicted model, not a curated record. Gene Ontology annotation, molecular function: protein binding. The coding region runs from base 101 to 1261 and encodes 386 amino acids.
AUUUUAGGCGAGUGCUACACGUGCGGAAGAGUAAGAUUUAACACACUCCGUAACGUGUUGGAUGUAUUUUUAAACUUAAGGAUAAGUGGGCCCUUUGAGCAUGGCCAGGAGGUGGACGGGCGGCCACUCUGCUCCCAUUCUCUGUGUAGGGGCAGCUGGAGGCCCUGAGGGGCUGCUGGCCUCAGGGGCAGAGGGUGGCGAGGUGACAGUGUGGAACCAGGAGGGGGCGCCGCUGGCCCAGCUCAGACUGCAGGCCGGGGAGGAUGUCACCAGCGCCGUGUUCUCCCCCUCAGCUCCCGGCUCGCUCUAUGUGUCGCAUGGCGAGACGGUCUGCGUGCUGGACCCACGGAAUCUGAAGGGCCCGGUCAAGGAGCUGCGCGUGGGCGAGGACGAAAUCAACACCCUGUCACUGAACGAGACAGGGGCGCUGCUGGCAGCCGCAGAUGACUCCGGGGCGGUACGGGUCGUGGAGCUGGACAGUGGGAAAAUCAGCAGGACACUGCGGAGGCACACUAACAUCUGCUCCUCUGUGGUCUUCAGACCUCAACGACCUCAAAGCCUAGUCUCUGCUGGACUCGACAUGCAGCUCAUGUUGUGGAGUCUUCAGAAGGCCCGCCCCCUGUGGGUGCUUAAUCUGCAGGAAGUGGUGGAGGAAGAGGAGGGGCGGCAACAGACUGCGGGACAGCUCUUCAACCCGCCGUUGGCCCACUGUGUGUCCGUGGCGACCUGCGGGAACGUGAUCGCCUGCGCAGCCGAGGACGGGCGGGUGCAUGUGCUGAGGGUGGGCGGCGGCUCGCGGAUAGAGCAGCAGGCGGCGCUGCGGGCGCACAGCCAAGGGGCCUCCCAGGCUCACUUCCUCAGCUUCCUGUCCCACCCUUACUGGCUGGCCACGGGGGGCAACGAUGGACGGGUGGCGUUGUGGGACGUCAGCGGGACCGGGACUGCGGCAGAGGGCAAGAGCAAACCCCGCGGGCCGUCCCACCGCAGGAGGCCCAAAGGCCGGUCAAAACCCAAGCAGCAGCCCACGCCCCAGCCCCAGGACAAGGCCACUCCCGAGGUACAGCAGGAGGAGCAGGGGGAAGAGGAGGGGGCGAGCGCUCCCCUGGGCCCAGAGACACCGUUACCCGCAUCACCAAAGCUCAGUAUCAGCCAUGGAGACAAGGUGAACUGGGUCUGCCCCGCCCUGCUGAAGGGGGAGCCAAGCCUCCUGGUUGCAGACCAGAGCAGUGACCUGUCAGUGUACUCCCUCAGUGGGCUGUAGAUCCCCCUGGGAUUGCUGCUCUGAAUCACACGGACCUUGAUGAACCAAUGAUCACACAGAAGAGAAUCAGAGUGGGGAUUUGUAGGAGAGCAGAGGUUAAUGUCUGAAGGCCCCAAAACUUAAAGCAUAGCCUCUGAUCAGAGAUUUAUUACAGUCUGUGACUCAGUGCUAAAGGUAC